AUGGAUUCUACAAACCCUUUUGGUUUUCAACCUUAUAAUUUCAUGAAUCUUUUGAAUUCUCAAAAAAACUCAAACGUUUCUAAUAAUUCUGCACAAACCUCUCAGCCUGUCCAAUUUAGCUCUCCAUUCUCUUCUCAGCCUAUCCAAUUUAGCGAUCCAUUCUCUUCUCAGCCUAUUCAAUUUAGCUCUCCAUUCUCUUCUCAACCUAUUAAUCUAAGCACUCAAUCAGAAUCUGAAGACUGUAUUGAAGUUACGGUGGACGACAAUGAAGAAGAUGGAGGCAGAGGAAGUAGGAAGAGGUGGACUGCAUAUGAGGAUAUCAACCUCAUAAGCGCCUGGUUAAACACAAGCAAGGAUCCAGUUGUAAGUAAUGAGCAGCGGUUAGAUAGCUUCUGGGUGAGAGUCGCUGCCUACUACAAAGCGAAUGGUGGAGGGACCGGUUCAAACGGUCGAGGGGCUAGUCAAUGCAAGGCAAGGUGGAACAAGAUAAACCAUCAAGUUAACAAGUUUGUUGGAUGUUACACACAAGCCAGUAAUAGAAAGAAGAGUGGAGAAUCAGAAGAUGAUGUGAUCAAAGUGGCGCAUGAGAUUUACAUGAACGACAUCAAAAAGCCAUUUAUUCUAGAGCAUUGCUGGAGGGAACUGAAGCAUGAUCAGAAAUGGAUCAUGGAGGAAUGCAGUUCCAAGAGGACAAAGCUACAAUCAGACGGAACAUACUCUUCGAGUCCAGCCAAUGAUGGAGCUGAGAUGAGGCCUCCGGGGGUUAAAGCUGCAAAGAAAAAAGGGAAAAAACCUGCCUCAGUGAGUAUUGAUGUUGAAGAUGGUUCGGUGGGAAAGUUAGAUCGUAUAAUAGCAAUGAAGGAUCAAGAACAAGCAGCUAAGGAGAGACACGCCAAGAUGAGAUUGCUAGACAGUCUGAUUAACAAGGGUGAACUAACACCCGCUGAAGUUAUACUUAGGGACAAACUGCUUGAUCAAAUGUUGACAAACAUCUAG
Camelina sativa (false flax) is the source of this 996-nucleotide messenger RNA. NCBI's taxonomy places the organism in Eukaryota, Viridiplantae, Streptophyta, Magnoliopsida, Brassicales, Brassicaceae. The record is from RefSeq and is a predicted model, not a curated record.